Molecule: messenger RNA, 489 nt
Organism: Exophiala spinifera
Lineage: Eukaryota; Fungi; Ascomycota; Eurotiomycetes; Chaetothyriales; Herpotrichiellaceae
Exons: 1
Coding region: 1-489 (162 amino acids)
Source: RefSeq, a predicted model, not a curated record
AUGGCGCCUCCCCAGCAGUACCCUCUCCCACCCAUCGUCUCGAACCUCGCCGACGUGUACACCUCGUACGUCUACCCUCUCCUACCCGGCCCUCUACAGUCCGUCUCCGCGGGGGUCGCGUCGGUCUUGUCCUCCGGCAUCGCCGCCGCGACGAGUGGAGACCUUGUGUCGCUGGCAGCGUUCGUGGUGGUGUUGUACUUGACUCUGAAGAUAGCCGACUACGUACGGCGCAGCGUGGUCGCGUGGGUGGUGUUCGUCGUCAAGAUCGCCGUGGUCCUGGCGCUGGUCAAUGCGGCCUUUUAUGUGAAUAGCGUGGGCGUGCAAAAGGCGCUCGGGGACGCCGAAUGGCUCGUGAAUUGGCUCUGGAGCUUUGUCGAGGACAAGGUCUUGAACGGUGCCGGAACUGACAACAAGACGGGUCCGUUUGCGUACUAUGGAGGUGGGAGGCAGCAGGUGCCGAUUUCACGGGGCAAGAGCAAGUGGACUUAG